Messenger RNA from Trichophyton rubrum CBS 118892, 2804 nucleotides. RefSeq lists its product as uncharacterized. Lineage: Eukaryota; Fungi; Ascomycota; Eurotiomycetes; Onygenales; Arthrodermataceae. The transcript has a single exon. The coding region runs from base 548 to 1651 and encodes 367 amino acids. The record is from RefSeq and is a predicted model, not a curated record.
GUGUUGUUCCCGCCCGCACAUAUAAAAAGGCCUUUUUCUCACCUCCUCGUCUUUUGUCCUUUUUCUUCUUCUCUUCUUCUCUUCGGCCGCGCAGACACUUCCACCCUCGACAUCAAGAAAAAGCCACAAGCAAUAAGACAACAAGAUAUCAUCCUCUACGGAGGAAGAAAAGACUCUCUGCCGCCCUCAGACACCAUCCACGUCUAUACCACUCCCUGCUGCAACUCUUCCACCUCCACCACCGCAAAGCAGCAGGCCUCUCCUCCGCCUCCCUCCGUCGCUGCCGCUCCUUUUGAGGGUAUGUUCACUUGCCAGCAUCUCCUACUCUACUAUAGACCAAGCUAACCAGAGACACAGGCAGCUAGACCCCAAAAGACAACAGUCUUUUACCCUCUUCCUUUGCUCCGAACGUGAGUGCUCAUCCUCUCCUCCAGCCCGGCCUCUGCUUGAUAUGAUACCCCCUAUCUCUUUCACGCGUUGAUACGCGUUUUACUCCUCUCCUUCAGCCCCUUGAUGAGCAUGGCUAACGUACUAGUAGAACGCCAAAAUGUUGUUCGCCUUUAUCGGUCUUGUGGCAACCUUGACAAUAUGGAGCUCGAUAGCUUCAUUGCCCAUGACCGCCGUCACCCCUCGGGACGGCUUCGGCAGACGGUUGGCUGGGUCCAUUACGGCCAGCUUAGUGACCAUCGGUGCGUACGAGGUCACGAAAGAGGUAGUCAUCACUGCCAACAAAACCAGUGACUACCUUUACCGUUAUCUAGAGACGGAAGACCUUCCAGUAGAGGUGCUUGCACCUCUACCCGAUUCUGUCUCUAGCCGCCUCCCGACGUUCGAACUAUGGCUCGCAGUCCCUCCGGCCAAACUCGCGUAUCUCCACGACCUCCGAAAUGCAGUAGAGAAACACGACACUCUCAAUAAGCGCACGUUAUGGUACCUGCUAAAUACUCUACCAUCUCGCUGCUCGAGUGCUGCCGUCGCCGUCCCAGGUGCAACCCCAACACACCGUGCUGACAGUCUCUCGCCCGCCAAUUCCCUCGAGUUUUUGUCAGCCGGUGCCUACCUGGGACUCAUCCUCGCGUCAUUGGCCCUUGGCCGAUGUUUAGGGGCCCGUUACCUUGUCCCCGCGAGCGAUGACGACAGUUUGGCCCUCCUCCCCGUUGGAGCAUCACCGGCUCUGCCACACCGGGUGGUAACCGGCCUCCAGUGGGAAGUGAGAACGGAGUUUGUAAACGGCUUACCUCUGAUGUGGGCUUCCCAACCCUACAUCAGCUCUGAGCUGCUUUGCUGGAUUGCUGAGACGGAGAACCUCCACUUACCAACCCCGCAACCCGACCACACCACCAGACGGCAGACUGAGGCCCGGCCUGGACCUCAGCGGCAAGCGUUAGUACCUAGACGCCUGGCCAACAUCUCGCCGUUCGUCUUGAUUCAAAUCGUUAGGCUCCUCGCAUCUGCCCUCGAGGGCUGGACCCCAGCUUCGCCAGAAUCUGGGUCGCAACCAUGCCUCGACAUUGCAGAACCUCUACGGGAACCCAAGAAAAAGAAGCGUAACCGGCCCGGCCAAAAACAACGUCGACGCCAAUGGAUAAGAGACAUGCACGCCAUGCAAGACAAGGCCGUACAGGAGGCCGACGGGAAGUCACAGUCGUAAGGCUGUGUUCCGACCUUCGUCUUCUGUCCGAUUGUAUGGUGCUCCAUGCCUCACGGAUACAGUACUGACAUAGCCGCUCCUCCCAAUCCUACCGGCAUUCUGUCAGCCCUACUCAGUGCUUAGAUGAAGGCCUCGGAUGAAAGUGCCGUGUGAUUGUCCCCCCUUUCCUCCUCUUUCCUGUCGGUGUCUUCGCCUCCCACUGGUUCCUUCGGGGGCUAGUUGGCGUAGGUGAAGAUUCCGUGGUCAGUUGAAGACUGGGCUGGGUAUUUUGCACGUCCCUGGACCUCGUAGUUUUCGUUUAGGUAUCUGGUUGGGUGAAGCAGGGUGUCGGUGGCAGUAUUGUGGCCAGGCUAUGCUUGCUGUAUUCAAUUAUCCAUUCCAAUGGGAGAGGAACGAGUUGAGACACGAUUUGAUCAAGACUACGAGUGGGUGUUCGGGAGCUGCGGAAGUGGAUUCUCCAAUUAGUUCGCGGGUGACGCGAAGGUGCAAGGAAGAUGACUACAAAAAAAAGAAAAAAAAAGAAAAAAAAGAAAAAAAAAAAAGGAUGAAGAUGAAGAUGAUGAAGAAUGACUUUUUAUGACCGUUGACGAGUUGACGAGGAUUCUGGGGCUGCCGACGCCGAUGAUUGACUAUGAAAGAAGCAAGCCUACAUGCCUUACUUGCAAAUAUGCUUUACCAACUGCAUGCUUUCUCUGCUUUUCACUACACUGCGGGCUCAUUUGAGCCGCUGAUACAAGCUUGCUUUCUGCUUUUCUGUUUUUACAAAAGACCACCUGUUACUACUGAUUACCUGUUAUCCAAUAUGAUAUCUGCUUUACCACCACCACCACCACUACCUGCUCCUUUCUAUCCAGUAAACAGCAACCAUGACGUAGUGUAGAUGCAGGACACAUAGAAACCCGCAGAAGAGGUUGACGCCCCUGAGAAUCCCUGGCCUCCUUAAUGCAUAAGCAACACCCCCCCUUGGCUCUCCCUGGUACUGCCCAAAGCAGAAAUCUCCCCGGACAGAAACGCCAUCCAAACGCCAUCAGAGCCAACUACGACAUGGAUAAAUCCAUACAUGUUGACUCAGGAGUUGCCUCAACCAGCCAAGGCAUCAAGGAGAUUAACUAUUAGUGGCUCAUCUUAAAAAAAAAAAAAAAGUAGCCUAAAC